GCGGACUCACUUCCCGAGACACUCCCGGACUGAUAUCUGAUACCGAAUCCCCACGUUUUAUUUUGUAAAUGACGUAACUACCCAUGCGUCUCUGCAAAAGCCAGUUUUUAUGUUUUUGUGUUUUUUGUUUUCGGUUUUCUGCAAGGAAGGAGGGUUUAAACUUUAAAGCUCAAAACUUUGAAACGAAAACGGUGGUUUUUUUAUUUUGGUCUCUCUGACGGUUUCGUCUCUUUGAAAAAAAAAAAAAAAAAGGGAGAAAAUGGGUAAGAAGGCCAAAGCUGCAAAGAUUGGAAAGAAGGUUCAAAUGUCAAAGCUUGAAAACAAAACUCAAUCAUUGGAAAAAGUGGAAUCACAGCCUGGACACACAAAUCCUUCCCCGGAGAGAGUGGAAAAUCAACCUAAAAGUGUGAAUCCUUCAUUGGGAAGUGUGGAAUUGCAGCCUGAAACCAUAAGCCCUUCCUUGGUGAGAGCAAAUACACGGUCUAAACAGCAAGCAGAGUCUGUCAAACCAUCAAAUCCAAAGAAGAGAAUGAGACACUGCAUUGGUGUUAGGCGAUCAGAUCGUAUAAAAGGAACCGUUACGCCUGCUCAAAACCAUGACAUCGAGCCUAUGAUUGAAGAGAUAACCCUAAGCGAAAGUGAGAAAGAGGAUGAUGACCACCCUGCUCAGAGUGAGCAAAAUCUGCCUGAGUCAGCAACCUUGAGUGAAAAGAACAUGGAAGAAAAAAUUAACUAUAUUGUACAACGAUUGGAAGAACAAGAAACGGCCAUGGAAGCAUUGAAGUGCGAGGUAACCAAGAAGUCUUUCUUGAGUGGAGGUCCAUCUAGGGUAGAUAUCAGAUACAAGAACUUGUACAUCAAUUCCCAACAGAAGGUUGAGUCCUUAACAGAAGAAAAUAAACAACUUGCAAUGAAGCUGGAAACUGCUCUUUGCAAAGUUGAAGCUUAUCAGAAUGGCAAUCAUGUUUUCUCUGACAUGAUGGAGAAAUUGAAGGAUGUCAUCUUAAUCUCAAAUCUGACAAAAGCUACUGAAACGGCAGUUAAUUUUUCAUCUCAAGCAUUACGCAAUACUUCUUCACCAGAUGAUGUUCUUGGAUCCAACGGUUCUGCAGCAAAGAGAAAGAAAACCCCAGUCAUCCGAAAGUGAACUGAACUGAAACUUGCUGUAAAAUGUGGGUGGUUUUGCUAAUCUUUGGAGCCAAAUACUUGUGCUUGAAUUUAGGGCUGUCUUGUUUCAUCAUCACAUGUUUUAAGUAUUUUGGAUAAACUUGUCACAUAUUAUGUGUAGAUGGAUGGUACUAAUUUGUUUUCAGCUUCAA
This is a messenger RNA of Corylus avellana, 1319 nucleotides long. RefSeq lists its product as uncharacterized. Lineage: Eukaryota; Viridiplantae; Streptophyta; Magnoliopsida; Fagales; Betulaceae. The record is from RefSeq and is a predicted model, not a curated record.